Messenger RNA from Gigantopelta aegis, 712 nucleotides. RefSeq names its product 40S ribosomal protein S8-like. The transcript is spliced from 6 exons. Lineage: Eukaryota; Metazoa; Mollusca; Gastropoda; Neomphalida; Peltospiridae. The record is from RefSeq and is a predicted model, not a curated record. Gene Ontology annotation, biological process: maturation of SSU-rRNA from tricistronic rRNA transcript (SSU-rRNA, 5.8S rRNA, LSU-rRNA); translation. Bases 37 to 663 code for a protein of 208 amino acids. Gene Ontology annotation, cellular component: cytosolic small ribosomal subunit; ribosome. Gene Ontology annotation, molecular function: structural constituent of ribosome.
GUCGGCCUUGACCUUCCUUUUACCUUCCAUCUCGAAAUGGGUAUCUCUCGAGAUAAAUGGCACAAGCGCCGAAAGACUGGAGGCCGCAAGGCUCAGAUGCGCAAGAAGAGGAAGUUCGAACUGGGACGACCAGCAGCCAUGACCAAGCUUGGACCUAAGCGAAUUCACACAGUGCGAACUCGUGGUGGAAACAAGAAAUACAGAGCCCUUAGACUCGACCAAGGCAAUUUCUCCUGGGGCUCGGAAAGUGUGACGAGGAAGACACGUAUCAUUGACGUCGUCUACAACGCCAGCAACAACGAGCUUGUGCGAACUAAGACACUCGUCAAGGGCUGCAUCAUUCAGGUGGACUCCACCCCGUUCCGACAGUGGUACGAGUCGCACUAUGCCACACACCUCGGACGAAAGAAGGGAGUCAAGCUGUCUGACCAAGAAGAAGAUUUGAUCAACAAGAAACGAUCGAAGAAAACACAGAAGAAAUAUGAUGAGCGGAAGAAAACGGCGAAAGUAGAACAGGCUCUGGAAGAUCAAUUUGCUACAGGGAAAGUCAUAGUGAAGACAUCAUCACGUCCAGGUCAGUGUGGGAGAUGCGACGGCUACAUUCUGGAGGGCAAGGAACUCGAGUUCUACCUGAGGAAGUUGAAGACGAGGAAGGGGAAAUAAACCAUUGGACAUGUGAACGUGGACUCGUAGAAAUAAAUAUAUACAUGUC